Molecule: messenger RNA, 3348 nt
Organism: Manihot esculenta (cassava)
Lineage: Eukaryota; Viridiplantae; Streptophyta; Magnoliopsida; Malpighiales; Euphorbiaceae
Product: ankyrin repeat domain-containing protein 13C
Exons: 2
Coding region: 945-2900 (651 amino acids)
Cellular component (GO): cytoplasm
Molecular function (GO): protein binding
Source: RefSeq, a predicted model, not a curated record
UGGUUGCUAAAUCCACCUCCAGUCACAUUAACUGAUCAACCAUUUACUGUCUUUGAGGCUCUUAGCUUCUACAUUUUGUUAUUUUCACUCAUCCAUAUCCUCUAUUUCUCUGGAAAAUUUGCUUUCUCCCUGUGAAAUACUUGCAACAGUUGGCUUAACAUCUGAUUCAUCUGUUGGAGUUUUACUUUUUGCGAUACUUGAGAAAAAGGGAACUGUUUAGCUUUCCGGGUUCGGUUGGAAUAUGGGGUUUUGUUGUUUUCCUGUAUUCCUUUCUUGUCUCUGUACCCUUUUCAUUUCUUUACCAGGUUCCCCACUUCUGGUCUUUCUAUUGUAAAUCUUUUCGGGUUUUCUUUAAAAUAUUAUUUCUUUGUUAAAAUUUUGUUUCCCACCCCCCACAUGCAUGUUCUUUGGUUUGUCUGAUCUGGAUUGGAUCACAAGGAUCUCUCUUUAGAGAGGGGAAGAGGCCGUGCUGGGGUUUUGAUGCUCCAGUCUCUUUGUGCAGCAUCUUGGUUUCUUUGCGGAGGAGGAAGAGCAGUAGAAAGAGGAAGAAGGUGAGAUUUCUUGGCCUAUUGGACCCUUUUCCUGGUUCGGGCGCGUAAUAUUCUUUGCUUGUGCUUCUUGAGGGUAGCUGCUGCUUUCUCGCCGUGUUAUUUUCCGCUACGUGGGUGAAACUUGAACUGGGUCUGAUUCCUCGUGGCAAAGAUUGCUAGUUAUUUCUCAUACUGUCAUCUUUGGAGCCAGUUUUGAACUGGUCCAUUUUUUCUGUUAAAAAUCCAGUGGCUUAUUGGUUGAUGGGUGUUGAUUAUGUUACUUUUUAUUUCUAGGUUAUAAUUUGGGACGGUGGUUAGCAAUCAUUUUGAAUUGAGCUUUUGUCCUGGAUGAUUGAAUUGAGGACUUGAUUGUGUAUAUUGGUGUCUGGUUUCAUCUUUAUUUACUCCCGAGGCAUGGCGGGGAUUGAUAUUUUAAAAUAUGUCCAUAGUCCUGUGCAUAAGGCAAUUGCAACAAGAGAUUAUGCCAGUCUCAAAAAGAUACUUGCUGGCCUUCCACGACUUUGUGACCCCGCUGAGAUUCGGACAGAAGCGGUUUCAUUGGUCGAGGAAGAGAAGGUUGAUGCUAUCUCUGCUGUGAUUGAUAGGCGUGAUGUCCCCAACCGUGAUACUCCUCUUCACUUGGCUGUCAAAUUGGGAGAUGAGACUGCAACCGAGAUGCUUAUGGUUGCUGGGGCUGAUUGGAGCUUGCAGAAUGAGCAGGGGUGGAGUCCACUUCAAGAGGCCAUUUGCAAUAGAGAAGAGGGGAUAGCAAUGAUCAUAGUAAGGCACUACCAGCCAUUGGCCUGGGCAAAAUGGUGUAGGAGGUUGCCUCGAUUGGUGGGGACCAUGCGACGGAUGAGAGACUUCUAUAUGGAAAUCACAUUCCAUUUUGAGAGUUCUGUCAUACCUUUCAUUUCAAGAAUUGCACCUUCAGAUACUUACAAAAUUUGGAAGAGAGGUGCAAAUUUGAGGGCGGACAUGACGUUGGCUGGUUUUGAUGGUUUUCGGAUUCAGCGUUCAGAUCAGAGUAUCCUGUUCCUUGGUGAUGGGUCUGAGGAUGGGAAAGUUCCUCCUGGAUCACUUUGCAUGAUCUCACACAAGGAGAAGGAGGUGAUGAAUGCCUUGGAUGGUGCUGGUUCUCCAGCAACUGAAGAAGAGGUUCGGCAAGAGGUGGCUGCAAUGUCUCAGACUAAUAUAUUCAGGCCAGGAAUUGAUGUGACCCAGGCAGUUCUUUUGCCACAAUUGACUUGGAGACGGCAGGAAAAAACAGAAAUAGUGGGCCUAUGGAAAGCAAAGGUCUAUGACAUGCACAAUGUGGUUGUUAGCAUCAAAUCUAGAAGGGUCCCUGGGGCAAUGACAGAUGACGAAUUCUUCUCAUCCUGCAAUGAGAAUGAAACUGAGAGUGAGGAGCUUAAUGACAUUUUGACAGAAGAAGAAAGAAGGCAACUUGAAGUUGCUCUUAAAUUGGAGUCAUCAGAAUUGAUCAAUGAGAAUGGUGAUGGGAUUAUUGCUCAUCGUCAUAGCUGUUAUGAGCAUAGAGAGGUUCCUAUUGAAGAUGGGAAUAGUUGUAGAAAUGGAGAUAUUAAACAGGAAAAGAAAGGAUGGUUUGGUGGAUGGAGGAAACGGGAUUCUAAAGUGGAAGGGCAGAGGAAAAGUGUUCCACCAAGAAGUUCUCUUUGUGUUGAUGAGAAGGUAAGUGACUUACUAGGGGACUCUCCAUCUGGAAUUCAGACUAAACCAGGAAGGCAUUCUGUUGAGAUUGUUGUGAGGGAUGAGCAUCGGAAAGGAAGAGAAACCAAGACAUCUACUUCUUUGAGUACUGAGAGCGGUAAUCGGCGCAAGGAAGGAAGCCGUGAGAAUGAAUACAAAAAGGGAUUGAGGCCUACUCUUUGGCUUUCACCAAACUUCCCAUUACAAACUGAAGAACUUCUUCCGUUGCUUGACAUCCUUGCAAAUAAGGUUAAGGCAAUUCGUCGUUUAAGAGAACUGCUUACAACCAAACUUCCAAUGGGAACAUUUCCUGUGAAGGUUGCUAUUCCAGUGGUACCAACCAUCAGAGUACUGGUUACAUUCACAAAGUUUGAAGAAUUACAGCCGCUGGAUGAAUUUGCAACACCUCCUUCAAGUCCUACGGCUGCUGGACAAGAAAGCCCAGCAGUGACACAGUCCUCAAGCUCAUCCUGGUUUCAGUGGAUAAAAGCUCCUUACCACCGCCAUAGCCCAUCAGCCGGUGGUUGUAGCAGUAGGAUAGAGAACAUUCAGGACCCAUUUGUUAUUCCUCCUGAUUAUACAUGGAUUUCGGCUGAAGCAAAGAAGAAGAAGAUGCAGGAGAAAAACAAAUCGAAGAAGGCAAAAAGUCAGAAUCGUUGAAGUUGGGGGUUGUGAGUGAAUCAAAAUGUAAAAGUAUUAGUUUGCACAAAGAACUCAGCAGGUAUCAAACAGGGAAUAGUGUUUCAUAAGACUACGAAAUUGUGAUACUGUAAGGAAAAAUAUUGUUCCCUUUGUUGAGGGAGCUCUGGUAUAUCAUUGUGGGGGUGGAAAGAAAGGAAGGAAUAUUGUGAUUCUUACAACCAUUGCUCGCCUUCAGCGGAUGCGUACCGCAUUGAGAUUGUUUUGAUUCAUUUACUUCUUAUAUGCGACUGAUUUAUUAACUCUUACAAUAGUGACUAACAAAAAAUGUAGAGAUUUCAUCUUGUGAAGAUACAAGUAAUUUACUUGUCCAAGGGGAUUCCUGGUGUUGUUAGUUUCUAAAUGUCAGGUUUAAUUAUAGAUGGUAGUGAAGAUUGGACAAAUAAAUUCAAUGUGAAAGUUGAUUCAA